UAUUCCUCACUUUUGGACACCUACUUCUACUAUACUUUUAUCAAAAACAAUGGUCCUGAAACCACAAUGAACAUUCAACCAGACGCAUUUUUCGGUAUAAUGUUCGUUUAUUUAUUCAUAAGUUUUGCUUGGAUGGCACUUUCUGUUUAUAUUUACACAGGAAACAAGAGAAAAUUUCCCGUUAAUAAAAUGACAACAGCAAUGAUAUUUUGGGCAUGUGUUGCGACCGCUAAUUUACUAAUUGAUCUAAUUUUUUGUUCAUUUUUGGGGGCAGAUUACAAAACAGCGAUCGACAAUUACAAUAAAACAAAAAAUAUCACAACUAAACUUGCCUACAUGUACUCAACUCUUGUUUAUGGUAUUAUGAUGGUUUUAGCAGCUCGGGGAUUUAUUUUGUGGGUCAUUAAUGCAAUUUUAACUGGAUUUGUAAUCAGAGCUUGUUGUGACUUAUCGAAAAGUCCUAAUCAUGUAAAAAGCAACCCAUUUAGUUCAGUUCCGAGGUCAAACGUCUACAUUAGUAAUUUGCCUGAAGAAGCUCGAAAUUUCCAAAUUGACGAAACUAGGAGACGUACGGAGCCAGGGCUGGCUUCGAUCCCUUCACAGUCCGAUUUAUUGAGCACUUCUAGUAGUUUUGCUCCUGUGAAUAAAAACAUGCUUGCUAAUUAUGACCCACAAGUGGAGCACAGACUUCAGCAAUAUACAGUGWYGAUGACGUCACAAUUGAGAAAAUAUUAAUAAAAUGU
Messenger RNA from Tribolium madens (black flour beetle), 743 nucleotides. RefSeq lists its product as uncharacterized. The record is from RefSeq and is a predicted model, not a curated record. The transcript has 7 exons. The coding region runs from base 67 to 735 and encodes 222 amino acids. NCBI's taxonomy places the organism in Eukaryota, Metazoa, Arthropoda, Insecta, Coleoptera, Tenebrionidae.